AUGAGUCGCUCGUCCAUCACGAUUCUCGCCUCUCGGGCCCUCCUAGUCGCGCUUCUCGUGUUUUACCUCCCCCAUGCCCCUCUCGCCUUCGCAUCUCUGGUGGCCUCUGGAUCGCUUUACUCUCCGAGCUCACCAUCCGUACGCAACCAUGACACGAAUCCAUUCAUUGCGUUUCGGGACUUCUUCGCGGAAAGAACCGGAUUUUCUCAAUCAAAUCACGCGCUGGACCCUCCUGAAGCGGUUACCGGACCUCCGUCUAACGAGUCCGUGAGGCCGUUCAGUCGUUAUUUGCAGUCCUCCUCCUCCUCUCUCUCCGAUUGCCCCUUCACCACGACCAAUCCCCUCCACACCUGCGCCAUGGGCUACGCCGCAUCUGCCGGCGUGACCGGCGGUCACGGGAAGCCUGCCUACGUAGUAACCAACGCCGACGACUCACUCCCAGUCGGCACCAACGGCUCGCUGCGAUGGGGAUUAACGCGCGCCUAUGCGGCUGCGGGAACCAACGGCAUCUACAUCACUUUCGCGAAGAAAAUCGACGUUUUGCUCCUUGGGCCGCUAGCAGUGCCGUCCGGCACGACAAUCGACGGGCGGGGAGUUGCCGUCCGGCUGUUCGGGUCGUCCGUCGUGGUUCGCAACGCACGGAAUGUCAUUGUGCACAAUAUCGAAGUGCAAAGCGUGCAGUUCCCCAACGUGAAUAGCGGCGUCAGCAUCAUCGACAGCACGGUAGUGUGGCUGGAUCAUGUGCGGGUGCGCGACGCUGUACCGGGGGCAGUGGAGGUCGUUGCGUGUGAAGUGGAUGGACUACAUCCUCCUCCUCUCCCCUCCCCUGCUCUCCCUCUCCCCUCCCCUGCUCUCCCUCUCCCCUCCCCUGCUCUCCCUCUCCCCUCCCCUGCUCUCCCUCUCCCCUCCCCUGCUCUCCCUCUCCCCUCCCCUGCUCUCCCUCUCCCCUCCCCUGCUCUCCCUCUCCCCUCCCCUGCUCUCCCUCUCCCCUCCCCUGCUCUCCCUCUCCCCUCCCCUGCUCUCCCUCUCCCCUCCCCUGCUCUCCCUCUCCCCUCCCCUGCUCUCCCUCUCCCCUCCCCUGCUCUCCCCUCUCCCCUCCCCUGCUCUCCCUCUCCCCUCCCCUGCUCUCCCUCUCCCCUCCCCUGCUCUCCCUCUCCCCUCCCCUGCUCUCCCUCUCCCCUCCCCUGCUCUCCCUCUCCCUCCCCUGCUCUCCCUCUCCCCUCCCCUGCUCUCCCUCUCCCCUCCCCUGCUCUCCCUCUCCCCUCCCCUGCUCUCCUCUCCCCUCCCCUGCUCUCCCUCUCCCCUCCCCUGCUCUCCCUCUCCCCUCCCCUGCUCUCCCUCUCCCCUCCCCUGCUCUCCCUCUCCCCUCCCCUGCUCUCCCUCUCCCCUCCCCUGCUCUCCCUCUCCCCUCCCCUGCUCUCCCUCUCCCCUCCCCUGCUCUCCCUCUCCCCUCCCCUGCUCUCCCUCUCCCCUCCCCUGCUCUCCCUCUCCCCUCCCCUGCUCUCCCUCUCCUCUCCCCUGCUCUCCCUCUCCUCUCCCCUGCUCUCCCUCUCCUCUCCCCUGCUCUCCCUCUCCUCUCCCCUGCUCUCCCUCUCCUCUCCCCUGCUCUCCCUCUCCUCUCCCCUGCUCUCCCUCUCCUCUCCCCUGCUCUCCCUCUCCUCUCCCCUGCUCUCCCUCUCCUCUCCCCUGCUCUCCCUCUCCUCUCCCCUGCUCUCCCUCUCCUCUCCCCUGCUCUCCCUCUCCUCUCCCCUGCUCUCCCUCUCCUCUCCCCUGCUCUCCCUCUCCUCUCCCCUGCUCUCCCUCUCCUCUCCCCUGCUCUCCCUCUCCUCUCCCCUGCUCUCCCUCUCCUCUCCCCUGCUCUCCCUCUCCUCUCCCCUGCUCUCCCUCUCCUCUCCCCUGCUCUCCCUCUCCUCUCCCCUGCUCUCCCUCUCCUCUCCCCUGCUCUCCCUCUCCUCUCCCCUGCUCUCCCUCUCCUCUCCCUGCUCUCCCUCUCCUCUCCCCUGCUCUCCCUCUCCUCUCCCCUGCUCUCCCUCUCCUCUCCCCUGCUCUCCCUCUCCUCUCCCCUGCUCUCCCUCUCCUCUCCCCUGCUCUCCCUCUCCUCUCCCCUGCUCUCCCUCUCCUCUCCCCUGCUCUCCCUCUCCUCUCCCCUGCUCUCCCUCUCCUCUCCCCUGCUCUCCCUCUCCUCUCCCCUGCUCUCCCUCUCCUCUCCCCUGCUCUCCCUCUCCUCUCCCCUGCUCUCCCUCUCCUCUCCCCUGCUCUCCCUCUCCUCUCCCCUGCUCUCCCUCUCCUCUCCCCUGCUCUCCCUCUCCUCUCCCCUGCUCUCCCUCUCCUCUCCCCUGCUCUCCCUCUCCUCUCCCCUGCUCUCCCUCUCCUCUCCCCUGCUCUCCCUCUCCUCUCCCCUGCUCUCCUCUCCUCUCCCCUGCUCUCCCUCUCCUCUCCCCUGCUCUCCCUCUCCUCUCCCCUGCUCUCCCUCUCCUCUCCCUGCUCUCCCUCUCCUCUCCCCUGCUCUCCCUCUCCUCUCCCUGCUCUCCCUCUCUCUCCCUGCUCUCCUCUCCUCCCUGCUCUCCUCUCCUCUCCCCUGCUCUCCCUCUCCUCUCCCCUGCUCUCCCUCUCCUCUCCCCUGCUCUCCCUCUCCUCUCCCCUGCUCUCCCUCUCCUCUCCCCUGCUCUCCCUCUCCUCUCCCCUGCUCUCCCUCUCCUCUCCCCUGCUCUCCCUCUCCUCUCCCCUGCUCUCCCUCUCCUCUCCCCUGCUCUCCCUCUCCUCUCCCCUGCUCUCCCUCUCCUCUCCCCUGCUCUCCCUCUCCUCUCCCCUGCUCUCCCUCUCCUCUCCCCUGCUCUCCCUCUCCUCUCCCCUGCUCUCCCUCUCCUCUCCCCUGCUCUCCCUCUCCUCUCCCCUGCUCUCCCUCUCCUCUCCCCUGCUCUCCCUCUCCUCUCCCCUGCUCUCCCUCUCCUCUCCCCUGCUCUCCCUCUCCUCUCCCUGCUCUCCCUCUCCUCUCCCCUGCUCUCCCUCUCCUCUCCCCUGCUCUCCCUCUCCUCUCCCCUGCUCUCCCUCUCCUCUCCCCUGCUCUCCCUCUCCUCUCCCCUGCUCUCCCUCUCCUCUCCCCUGCUCUCCCUCUCCUCUCCCCUGCUCUCCCUCUCCUCUCCCCUGCUCUCCCUCUCCUCUCCCCUGCUCUCCCUCUCCUCUCCCCUGCUCUCCCUCUCCUCUCCCCUGCUCUCCCUCUCCUCUCCCUGCUCUCCCUCUCCUCUCCCUGCUCUCCCUCUCCUCUCCCCUGCUCUCCCUCUCCUCUCCCCUGCUCUCCCUCUCCUCUCCCCUGCUCUCCCUCUCCUCUCCCCUGCUCUCCCUCUCCUCUCCCCUGCUCUCCCUCUCCUCUCCCCUGCUCUCCCUCUCCUCUCCCCUGCUCUCCCUCUCCUCUCCCCUGCUCUCCCUCUCCUCUCCCCUGCUCUCCCUCUCCUCUCCCCUGCUCUCCCUCUCCUCUCCCCUGCUCUCCCUCUCCUCUCCCCUGCUCUCCCUCUCCUCUCCCCUGCUCUCCCUCUCCUCUCCCCUGCUCUCCCUCUCCUCUCCCCUGCUCUCCCUCUCCUCUCCCCUGCUCUCCCUCUCCUCUCCCCUGCUCUCCCUCUCCUCUCCCCUGCUCUCCCUCUCCUCUCCCCUGCUCUCCCUCUCCUCUCCCCUGCUCUCCCUCUCCUCUCCCCUGCUCUCCCUCUCCUCUCCCCUGCUCUCCCUCUCCUCUCCCCUGCUCUCCCUCUCCUCUCCCCUGCUCUCCCUCUCCUCUCCCCUGCUCUCCCUCUCCUCUCCCCUGCUCUCCCUCUCCUCUCCCCUGCUCUCCCUCUCCUCUCCCCUGCUCUCCCUCUCCUCUCCCCUGCUCUCCCUCUCCUCUCCCCUGCUCUCCCUCUCCUCUCCCCUGCUCUCCCUCCUCUCCCCUCUCCCCUGCUCUCCUCUCCUCUCCCCUGCUCUCCCUCUCCUCUCCCCUGCUCUCCCUCUCCUCUCCCCUGCUCUCCUCUCCUCUCCCCUGCUCUCCCUCUCCUCUCCCCUGCUCUCCCUCUCCUCUCCCCUGCUCUCCCUCUCCUCUCCCCUGCUCUCCCUCUCCUCUCCCCUGCUCUCCCUCUCCUCUCCCCUGCUCUCCCUCUCCUCUCCCCUGCUCUCCCUCUCCUCUCCCCUGCUCUCCCUCUCCUCUCCCCUGCUCUCCCUCUCCUCUCCCCUGCUCUCCCUCUCCUCUCCCCUGCUCUCCCUCUCCUCUCCCCUGCUCUCCCUCUCCUCUCCCCUGCUCUCCCUCUCCUCUCCCUGCUCUCCUCUCCUCUCCCUGCUCUCCCUCUCCUCUCCCCUGCUCUCCCUCUCCUCUCCCCUGCUCUCCCUCUCCUCUCCCCUGCUCUCCCUCUCCUCUCCCCUGCUCUCCCUCUCCUCCUGCUCCCUCUCCUCUCCCUGCUCUCCCUCUCCUCUCCCCUGCUCUCCCUCUCCUCUCCCCUGCUCUCCCUCUCCUCUCCCCUGCUCUCCCUCUCCUCUCCCCUGCUCUCCCUCUCCCCUCCCCUGCUCUCCCUCUCCUCUCCCCUGCUCUCCCUCUCCUCUCCCCUGCUCUCCCUCUCCUCUCCCCUGCUCUCCCUCUCCUCUCCCCUGCUCUCCCUCUCCUCUCCCCUGCUCUCCCUCUCCCCUCCCCUGCUCUCCCUCUCCUCUCCCCUGCUCUCCCUCUCCUCUCCCCUGCUCUCCCUCUCCUCUCCCCUGCUCUCCCUCUCCUCUCCCCUGCUCUCCCUCUCCUCUCCCCUGCUCUCCCUCUCCUCUCCCCUGCUCUCCCUCUCCUCUCCCCUGCUCUCCCUCUCUCCUCUCCCCUGCUCUCCCUCUCCUCUCCCCUGCUCUCCCUCUCCUCUCCCCUGCUCUCCCUCUCCUCUCCCCUGCUCUCCCUCUCCUCUCCCCUGCUCUCCCUCUCCUCUCCCCUGCUCUCCCUCUCCUCUCCCCUGCUCUCCCUCUCCUCUCCCCUGCUCUCCCUCUCCUCUCCCCUGCUCUCCCUCUCCUCUCCCCUGCUCUCCCUCUCCUCUCCCCUGCUCUCCCUCUCCUCUCCCCUGCUCUCCCUCUCCUCUCCCCUGCUCUCCCUCUCCUCUCCCCUGCUCUCCCUCUCCUCUCCCCUGCUCUCCCUCUCCUCUCCCCUGCUCUCCUCUCCUCUCCCCUGCUCUCCCUCUCCUCUCCCCUGCUCUCCCUCUCCCUCUCCCCUCGCUCUCCCUCUCUCCUCUCCUCUCCCCUGCUCUCCCUCUCCUCUCCCCUGCUCUCCCUCUCCUCUCCCCUGCUCUCCCUCUCCUCUCCCCUGCUCUCCUCUCCUCUCCCCUGCUCCCCUCUCCUCUCCCUGCUCUCCUCUCCUCUCCCUGCUCUCCCUCUCCUCUCCCUGCUCUCCCUCUCCUCUCCCCUGCUCUCCCUCUCCCUCCCCUGCUCUCCCUCUCCUCUCCCCUGCUCUCCCUCUCCUCUUCCCUGCUCUCCCUCUCCCCUCCCCUGCUCUCCCUCUCCUCUCCCCUGCUCUCCCUCUCCUCUCGCCUGCUCUCCCUCUCCUCUCCCCUCCCCUUCCUCUCCUCUCCCCUGCUCUCCCUCUCCUCUCCCCUGCUCUCCCUCUCCUCUCCCCUGCUCUCCCUCUCCUCUCCCCUGCUCUCCCUCUCCUCUCCCCUGCUCUCCCUCUCCUCUCCCCUGCUCUCCCUCUCCUCUCCCCUGCUCUCCCUCUCCUCUCCCCUGCUCUCCCUCUCCUCUCCCCUGCUCUCCCUCUCCCCUCCCCUGCUCUCCCUCUCCUCUCCCCUGCUCUCCCUCUCCUCUCGCCUGCUCUCCCUCUCCUCUCCCCUCCCCUUCCUCUCCCCUCCCCAGCCAUCCCCCACCCGGACAGCAUUGCCAUCAAAGCAAGCGCGGGUAAUAUCUUACAUCCUCCCCUCCUCCCCAUUCUCCCAUCUCCUCUUUCUCUCCCCCCUCCUUUCCUCCCCACCUCUUCCCCUUCCCCUACCAGUGGGCGAGGUCGACCCUGCCCUUUAUGGCACGGGGACGGCAUGGCCAUCAGGGCGAGCAGCACGGUGUGGGUUGGGCGAAGUAGACGAAGCGCCGUAUGGCACGCAGGACGGCAUAGCCAUCAGGGCCAGCAGCAUGGUGUGGGUGGACCACUGCCUCGUGCACAACGCCCCCAUGGGCACCAUCGACCUCCUCGCCUCCUCUGACGCGGUUUCCGUCUCAUACUGCCACCUCUCCAACUACCUCCUCCCACUCACCUCCGCCAACGCCACGUCAGCACCGCCCUCCGACGAUCCAACGAGCUCCGGCACGGAUACAGGCACGGGCGCAGGCACGGGUGGGGAUGGGGGUACCGGAGAGCCUGAUGCGGCUCGGGUUACGUACUUUGGGAAUUUCUUUGAGGGGCCGUCGGCACCGAUGCUGCACUGCCAGGCGUCGCUGUGCCACGUGGCAAACAAUCUGUUUGCCAACUGGACCGACACGUGUAUCGUGGCGCGCGGAGGCGCGUCGGUGCGCUCGCUCAAUAACGUGUAUGCCAGCACGGUUCCGGGCGCGGCGGGGAUUGUAACGGCGAAUGCGGACGGCGCAAGUUACUUCGUAACGAGCGGGGAUCUGUUGCGGAACGGAGUGCGGUUUGUGGUGAGUUUGCCGCCCGGAGUGAGUGGGAGUGCGGGCAUGCCGCCUCUGCCCUACUCCCUGCCGGUAGACAAAGCUGACUCAAGCCUUCCAGGCGCGAUCAAGGGGAAUUCGGGGCCCCAGUUAUGA
Closterium sp. Naga37s-1 is the source of this 6729-nucleotide messenger RNA. The record is from the annotation of a GenBank genome assembly. Lineage: Eukaryota; Viridiplantae; Streptophyta; Zygnematophyceae; Desmidiales; Closteriaceae.